Molecule: messenger RNA, 4024 nt
Organism: Artibeus jamaicensis (Jamaican fruit-eating bat)
Lineage: Eukaryota; Metazoa; Chordata; Mammalia; Chiroptera; Phyllostomidae
Gene: VSIG10L
Product: V-set and immunoglobulin domain containing 10 like
Exons: 10
Coding region: 13-2874 (953 amino acids)
Source: RefSeq, a predicted model, not a curated record
GACAAUAAAACUAUGACUCUCGACGUCUGUCUCUGUGACCUCAUUCCAAGAACACACAUCUUUGAUUCAUUCAACAAACAUUUACUUAAGUUUCCCACCUGCCAGGCCCUGUGCUGGGCAACGCUGGAGAUCCAGGGUGCGGCCAGCACCAUGGACACCUCACAGGCUCUGCCGCUGUUCCUGCUCCUGGGUAAGUCUCCCGCUCAGCCCCUUGCCCACCGGUUCCCCUUCUCGGCAGCCCCUCAACACCCACCCCUCCUCUCCUCUGCAGCCUCCGGAGUAGAUGUCCUCACUCUCAGAGCCCCUUCUGGAGUUCAGCCAACCAAUUUCAUCUCUGACUCAGAAAGCUCUUCCCGGGGCCCGGUUUCAAAUGUUUCUUUCACCAACCCCCCAAGAUGGGAAUUUCUGGAAGGGUCUCCAGGUUCAACAGCCACUGCUGAUGUCCCCCAUUCCCCAUGGAUUCCCGAGGCCUUGCACUCGGACAACAUAACUGGAUCCCUCGGGUCAAAUGUUUCUGCUGAGGACCAAAAGUCAGGCCUGGAGCCCACCAUCUCUGGGACCUCUGGUUCCCGAGUACUUCCUGACAUCUUGGGUUCUCAAGUUCCUGCCAAAGACUCAGAGCCUUCCUUUGCUGUUAAGAACCCAACUUCAAACACUUCUGUCCAAGUCCCUGGAGCUAAUGUACCUGUGGAGGGCUCAGGUUUAAAGUUCUCCCCUGAGGAUCUGGAUUUCAAAUUCCCCGCCCAGAGCCCCGAAUUCAAAGUUCCUGCAGAGGCACCCCUAGAGCCGAGCUUCCCCCAGCAGGUGGGGGGGCCUCUUGCUGUGUUAGUGGGGACCACCAUCCAACUCCCCUUGGUUCCAGUCCCCAGCCCUGGCCCCCCUGCCCCUCUGGUUGUCUGGCGCCGGGGUUCCAAGGUGCUGGCAGCGGGGGGCCUGGGGCCAGGGGCCCCUCUGCUCAGCCUGGACCCUGCUAACCGAGAUCGCCUACGAUUUGACCAGACCCGAGGGGGCCUGGAACUCACCUCUGCCCAGCAGGAGGACGCUGGGGUCUACACGGCUGAGGUCAUUCGUGCUGGGGUCUCCCGGCAGAUUCGGGAGUUCACGGUGGGUGUAUAUGAGCCUCUACCCCACCUCUCCGUGCAGCCCCAGGCCCCGGAGACCGAGGAAGGGGCGACCGAACUCCGGCUGCGCUGCCGGGGAUGGAGACCGGGUAGCGGGGAGCUAAGCUGGAGCCGGGACGGACGCGUCCUGGAGGCAGCGGACCCGGAGGGAGCGGAGCUGCCCCGGAUCCGCGCAGAGGGCGACGAGCUGCUCAUCGCGCGCCCCGUGCGCGGCGACCACGCCCGGUACACCUGCCAAGUUCGCAGCCCUUUCGGCCACACGGAAGCCGCGGCCGACGUCAGCGUCUCCUACGGCCCCGACCCCCCGGUCAUCACGAUCUCCUCGGACCGGGACGCCGCCCCCGCCCGCUACGUCACCGCGGGCAGCAACGUGACCCUGCGCUGCACCGCCGCCUCGCGGCCGCCCGCCGACUUCGCGUGGAGCUUGGCCGACCCCGCCGAGGCCGCGGUGCCCGCCGGCCCGCGCCUCCUGCUGCCCGCGGUCGCGCCAGGCCACGCCGGCGCCUACGCCUGCCUUGCCUCGAACCCGCGCACCGGCCGCCGCCGCCGCUCUCUGCUCCACCUCACGGUGGCCGAUCUGCCCCCUGGGUCCCCACAGUGCUCGGUCGAAGGGGGUCCCGAGGACCGCAGCCUUCGCUUCCGUUGCUGGUGGCCUGGUGGGGUCCCCGCCGCCUCCCUACAGUUCCAGGGCCUCCCCGAAGGCGUCCGCGCGGGGCCGAUGUCCUCUGCACUCCUGGCAGUUGUCCCCGCCCACCCUCGGCUUAGCGGCGUCCCUGUCACCUGCCUUGCUCGCCACUUGGUGGCCACGCGCACCUGCACUGUCACCCCGGAGGCCCCUCGAGAGGUGCUGCUGCAUCCGAUGGUGGAGAAGACACGGUCAGGGGAGGCAGAGGUGGUGCUGGAGGCCUCUGGCUGUCUGCCACCCUCAAAAGCAUCCUGGGCCAGGGAAGGGCGACCCCUGGUCUCUGGAAGUGGGGGACGCCUGAGACUCAGCCAAGAUGGACGGAGGCUCCUCAUUGGCAAUUUCAGCCUGGAUCGGGACCUAGGAAAUUACUCUGUGUUGUGCAGUGGGGUGCUGGGUACUGCGGUCGACCGGAUCACCCUCAUCGGACCCACCAUCUCCUCAUGGAGGCUGCAGAGAGUCCAGGACGCAGCGGUGCUGACUUGGGAUGUGGAGCGUGGGGCUGUGGUCAGCGGUUUUGAGAUCCAGGCACGGCCGGAGGGGCCCAACCUGAGCAGAGCCAUCCUCUACCAGGGUUGGGUCUCCUUGCUCAUCCUGGGGCCUCAGGAACGGUCAGCUGUGGUGCCCCUCCCUCCUGAGAACCCUGGGAGCUGGGCCUUGCGUAUCAUGCCCAUUCUGGGAGGCCAGCCCGGAAUCCCAUCACAAAGCCGGAUCUACAGUGUUGGCAGCACCCUGGGCCCUGGGGCCAUCGCUGGCAUUGUCUUGGGCUCCCUACUGGGCUUGGCACUCCUGGCAGCACUGAUAGUCUUGUGCGUCUGCUGCCUGCGUCGUUUUCGGGGAGAAAGUCCCAUGAAAAAGAAGUCUCCACCCACCUUUAUCCCUGCGGUCCCCCCACCAGGGAAGAAGAUGCAGAGUGUGGCUCCAGUGAAGACUCCACAGCCUCUGCCCCUCAAAGUCCCACUGGAGAAUCCCAGCCCAACGGGGGUCCAUCGAGUGAGUGUCACUGGCCCCAAUCCAGUCAUCUCUCCAGUUGGGGGCCCGAAGACUGUCCGGGCAGCCACACAGGUGUGACAAGGGCUAAUGGCCUGUUCCACAAAGGACUUUUUGCACAGGACUUCAUGUUCUUACUCAGCAGCAGGCAGGGCCUUCCUGUCCUACUGAGACUGAAGGUCAGACUCUCACCUUCGAAGACUCUACUUGUAUUUGUGUAACUAAGGAGGUGAGACUCCUGGGCUGGAGGAGACUCCUGUUGAUCUGACAGUGUAGUUUGUAGCCCUGCUGUGGCUCAGCGGAUUGAGCACUGGCUUGUGAACCAAAGAGUCACUGGUUGGAUUCCCAGUCGGGGCACAUGCCUGGGUUGCAGGCCAGGCCCCCAGUAGUGGAGACCUGUGUGGAAGCAACCACACACUGUCUCUCUGCCUCUCUUUCUCCCUCCAUUCCCCUCUGUCUAAAAAUAUAAAUAAACAAACAACCACCAGUGUGGUUUGCAAACCACCAAGCAGGCAAGAUGUGUAGACUGUGCAGCAGACAGGCAGGCUUGUGGGGCUGCUCCAUGUCGGACCUAGGACCUGCUUCGUUUCUGGAAAAGUCUUCCUAUGUCCAUUUUGCCUCCCCCAGGCCAUACCCACCCAGCUCCCAGAGUCUUCGUCUUAAAACAGAUCCAAGCACAUGCCCCUCUUCUCUGAAACCCUUCUAUGGCUGCCCAUCACCCUCCAGAUGUCCAAACUCUUCAUCAUGACCUUCAAAGCCUUGUGGGUCGGCCUCCAUUGGCCUCUCUGACCUCCCCUUCCAACACGUGUCCCCACCACCUCAGGAGCACAGGCUUUCCCACUGCCCUUUAUUUUGCCUUUGGGUCUUUGGCCCUAGAGUUUGCCCUAUCUGGAGCACAGCAGUCUCCUUGUGUUGUUUAUUUCUCAAGGGGAAAGGUGACCAUUACCAUCUUAGAUGCUUCUUUAGCCCUGGCUGGUGUAGCUCAGUGGAUUGAGCACUGGCCUGCAAACAGGAAGGUCACUAGUUCAGUUCCCCAUCAGGGCACAUGCCUGGGUUGUAGGCCAGGUCCCCAGUUGGAGGUGUGGGCACGCAAGAGGCAGCUGAUCAAUAAUGUUUCUCUCACCUGUUUCUCUCCCUUCUCCUCUCUCUAAAAAUAAAUAAAUAAAUAAAAAGAAGAUGCUUCUUUAACCCCAGCGUUAGUUGUGGGUUAGAUCCUAGAGACCCUGAGCCC